AUGGCCAGCCUGAGGACGAGGCCCGAGAGACUCGACUGCGAGGCUGUCCUGCUCGAGGUUGCAGUGGGUGAGAGGUUGCGCUGUUGCAGGCGUCGACUCAGGCGCAGGCGAGCACCGGAGGGGCCGCGCCAACCAACGCACACAGCCACGUGCACAGACAAUGAGGCCGCGAGGGUCACCUCCGAUCCACGUUCCGUUCAUCUGUUGUCAUUACAAGUUGAUAUAAGCUCCCAUCCCGCCAUCACUCGAGCACGCACCCCGUCCCGGUGUGUGCAUCCCUCGCCCACAGCACACUGGCAUGCCGGAGGAGUGGGUGGGGUGUGUAGGGGUGGGGCGUGGAGGGGAACGCAGAACCGCACGUGUCCACCUGCCGUUGGGUGCGGUGUGAUAGUCAGUGGGGAUUUUGGUGAACAUUUUCAUCGCCGGGGUCGUGCGCCGGGUGUGCGGACCGAAUGGAUUUUGACGGGCACAGGCUACUUACUUGUCGAGCAGGUAACUCGCCUUGAUCUCGUCGUCUAUCAAACGCCUCAAGUCUGCGGCUGUUUUGGCUAUCCGGGCCUACUUGUGAAGCCCAUGAUCGAUGUUCACCAAGCCGGGAGUUUGCAAAAUCAUGGCUUUAUUUGUCCUCGGUUGAAGAAGAUUGCUGUUCGAAUGGGUCCUCUUAGCAUAAUCAGUUCUCCAUUACUAAAUUUAGCCCCCUACCUGGAGGGAUCUCGAAUUUCCCAGAUGGAGAGUCCCAAAAAUUCCAGCAUAUUGAAGCGCCUUCCCAACUCAAUUCGCUUUCAAAACAGUAGCAAAUCAGAGCACCAUAAUCAGCCCGGAAAGCUAGACGCGUCCACUGUUGGUCGACCGGUACAACGGCAGAUCGAUGAACACACGACAGAACAACGUCGGAACGCACUCCGUCUGCUCGACAGCGAUAUUGCCAUGUUUUCUGGUGAAGACGAACAAUCUCGCGAACACGUCUUUAGUUAA
Molecule: messenger RNA, 975 nt
Organism: Mesocestoides corti
Lineage: Eukaryota; Metazoa; Platyhelminthes; Cestoda; Cyclophyllidea; Mesocestoididae
Source: the annotation of a GenBank genome assembly